AUGUCCGCGCAAAAGGACUGUGAGUUUCUAGUUAAGAGAGCCCGUGAGUUGGUCUCAGACGAUCCUUGUGCGGCCAAAGCCUGGCUUAUAACAGCGAGGACCCUGUAUCCAGCAGACUUCAACAUACAGUAUGAAAUGUAUACAAUUGAACGAAAUGCAGAGAAGACAUCUUCUGCUGGGAGGUUGCUGUAUGAUAUGUUUAUCAACUUUCCUGAGCAGCCUAUAGUUUGGCGAGAGAUCAGUGUAAUCACUGCUGCUCUACGGAGUGAUUGCCAGGACAAACACUCACUGUUUCUGCGAGGGCUGUUUGAGACUCUUCCUGCACGUGUUCAAUGUGAAAUGCUCUUAAAAGCAACAGAGCAGUGUUUCAACACACUGGAGAAAGCAGAAAUGCUGCUUCUUCUCCUAAAACGGUUCCCUGAGUCUGUCGUCCAACAUGGGGUCAAUCUGGGUCAAACGCUGUUGGAAGCAGAGGUAUCAGAGAAUGUGGAGACUCCUGUUAAUUGCUUUCGAAAACUAUUUGUUUGUGAUGUCCUCCCCUUGGUUAUCAACAAUAUGGACAUGCGUUUAUCAACAAGCCUAAUGCAAAAGUAUAUGCUGAAAGCUGCAGAGUUUUACAUCGGUUACGUUACACGAGGACCUUCACCUGAUGCUCAGAUACAAGGCACUCAGGACGGAUCUCUCAAAUCCCCUUCCAUGUCUCGUGGAUCACAGCGUUAUGUGAUUGAUGGGCUUUCAGAAAAGUCCUCUGUAGUUUCUGAACCGUGGGAGAGGCUUUUGGAUAUCCUGUCUGUUGUGGGUGCACGAUGUGAGUGGCAGGGAGACAAAGGACAGAGAAGUUAUGUGGACAUGCUGCACAGAGUCAAAGAGCUCUGCCGGUACUUGCCCGGUUUGGAAGGAGACACUCGGUUGCGGUGUUGCACUCAGCCUGCAUUGUUCCAAGGCGUUAAUGUAAUGAAUUCUGGGCCGUGGAUUCUUGUGGAGGACUUGAGCUCUGUGUAUAAUGAUAUAGAAGUGGAGAGAGGAGUUCUGAAACAUGGACACAAGAAACGAAAAGUGGCAGAUGGAAGAGAGAAAACAAUGAGUUCAGAUGAUGAAGAAGUGUUGGGAAAAGGUCGUGGGCGACACAUUGUAGUAAAUAAAGCUGAGAUGCCUGGUUGGUCAGAGACACUCGAGAGCUUCCGGACGGCAAGGGAGAGCUGGGACCUUCUUCAUUCAAACGAGAGUUUAGAAACGGAAUUUAAGAAGAUAUGUGCUGCAUGGAAAACUGAGAACUGGAUGUGGUUCAGAAUAUUCCUGACAGACACAAUAAUAUAUCAGGGGCAGUACCGUAAGGCGCUCUCAAGCCUGCACCAGAUGGCAGCAGUGCAGCUGCCUCAACCAGGGCAGCAGAGCCCCUCUGGACAGGCCAGUCUAGAGCACCAAAGGGCUCUAAUUCAACAGGCUUCCUGUCACUAUGCACUGGGAGAGUACAGAAUGGCCUGUGAUAAGCUACUGGAUGUGGUUAGUGGGUUGGUACCUCCAAAUUAUGAAUUAGCUAAAAGUUCAGACACCCCUAGUCGUUUAAAAGCCAAAUCAAGAAAAGGUAAUGACCUAAAGCUGCUGCCAUGUACCAGUAAAGCCAUCCUACCGUUUUGUUUGCAGCUGAUGCUGUCUUGUUUCAAGCUCCGGGCUUUUGCAGAUAGUCAUGAUGACCUGUCGCUUGGUCAUGUGGUCGUUCUCCUCCAGUACGACUGGCCACAAGGGGAGAGCCUGUUCCUCAAAGCAGUGGAUAAGAUCUGCCAGCAAGGCAGUUUCCAAUAUGAAAACUUCUUCAAUUAUGUCACCAAUAUUGACAUGUUAGAGGAGUUUGCAUAUCUGCGCACGCCGGAAGGAGGGCGGAUCCAACUGGAGCUGCUGCCUAAUCAGGGCAUGUUGAUCAAACAUCACACAGUCACUCGAGGAAUCACCAAAGGCGUAAAAGAAGAUUUUCGUUUGGCAAUGGAGCGCCAAGUAUCUCGCUGUGGAGAGAACCUGCUCAACGUGCUGCACCGAUUCUGCAUCAACGAGAAAAUCAUCAUCAUCCAAUCUCUUCCUUGA
Messenger RNA from Knipowitschia caucasica, 2079 nucleotides. NCBI's taxonomy places the organism in Eukaryota, Metazoa, Chordata, Actinopteri, Gobiiformes, Gobiidae. The record is from the annotation of a GenBank genome assembly.